Mycosarcoma maydis (corn smut) is the source of this 2697-nucleotide messenger RNA. RefSeq lists its product as uncharacterized. The record is from RefSeq and is a predicted model, not a curated record. The coding region runs from base 1 to 2697 and encodes 898 amino acids. Gene Ontology annotation, cellular component: nucleus. NCBI's taxonomy places the organism in Eukaryota, Fungi, Basidiomycota, Ustilaginomycetes, Ustilaginales. The transcript has a single exon. Gene Ontology annotation, molecular function: phosphatase activity. Gene Ontology annotation, biological process: dephosphorylation.
AUGGGGCAACCCGUAAUACAAAACCCCACUCUGUCAUCACCCCCGCUUUCUCCCUCUGCUUCCGGCCUUCCUGUCAUCAUUCGGACGCCCAGCUCCGAGUACCCUGCAAAAUCCACCACACUCUCCAACGGAGUCAAAAAGAGCCUCAAGGACGGCCAUGCUUGCUAUUCGUCUCUUCGACAUCAACCUCGCCCCAGGCCGCCGUCCACUAGAUCCAUCUCCAACGACGCCGCUCAAUCCGCUUCGAGUCACGUCAAACCAGUUCAGCGCGGCGUCCAAGCUGCCAACCACCCCACCGUUGCCCACGCGCCCGGCGCAAGCUUCUCCGUCGCCACAAAACCUCAGGAUCGAGAUCCCAGCCUGCUCCGCAGACCGCCACACCAAAACGGCUUGGAUGGCCUGAGCAGCUAUCAACUCGAUCACAAUGGUCGCAUCCCCGCCAACGACUUCAACUAUCUGCAACGCGACAAGCUCGUACUUAGCGCACAAGACUCGGCCAUCCGCUCUGGCAACCUGCACUGGGUCGCACUCAUGGAUCUCGCCCAUCUCGCUUCGCAGCACCAUCUGAGUCCCUACAGUGUCAUGAAGUUUGGCCCCCGCGGCUCGCCGUUUGCCUACAUUCCCAUCACCUUGCAGCAACCCGAGCUGGUCCACACCACCAUGGUCCGACAGAGAGAGCAAGAACUUGGCGCCAAAGCUUGGUUGAUCGCUAAUCGCCAGACCAAACUCGCUCGCCCCACCAUCACCGCCGACGUCCGCAUCCACACUGACGACGACCUGCCCGUGCUUAGCUUGCCUUCCGACAUGUUUCAGUCCAACGGUAUCAAGUCACCACCCAACGCACUCUCGCCCGCUCCCAGUGUCGGCACCAAACGACCAGCUUCCGUAACCACACCUCCUGGCACACGCGCUAGCAGCCUACUUCGCACCGACACUCGACACGUCGAACGCGAUCUCAACAAGGCAACGGCCGGCUCGCCUCCUACGCAACUCACGCCUCCUUGCUCCAAUCAAGCAUCCUCCUCCAAUCAAGCAUCCUCCUCCAAUCAAGCAUCCUCCUCCGAAGACCAUGUGUCUUGCCAACCAGAAGACAAUUCGCACCAGGUUGACCUCUCCAACUUUGACCGCUCCACAAGGAUGGUCGAGAACGGCACAGCUCCCAAAGCCCAACCCACGAAUCCAGCUACGCAGCCCACCGCCAUCUCAGACGGACGUGGUCACGACCAUGUGGCCGACCCAUUGAUGACCAGCUCGCACGCUGGUAGCAGCAUCGAGCUAGGUGGUCCUCUGGACAAGGAGCGUGUCAUGGCACAGGAGAUGGAACACGCCAGUCCCACUGACAAACCUGCCCAUCCCAAUGGUGCCAAAGACUCCAACAACGCUGUGCUCGACCCAAUCAAGCAUGCUCAGAGCGAUUCGUGCGGUCCAACCAGCAAUAUCACGACCGAAGAACAGCAGCAGCAGCAGCAGCAGCAGCAAAAUCAGCUCGCAAUAAAGACGUCGGACACGCACCCGAUCCAUAUAAGUCCCAUCUUGUCGGAUGAUCUGCUCGCAGACGUCGGCCGUCGCAUUCGCUCGACUGCUGAAUCGCAGUUGCUUGGACUCGGCUCCCUCAACGCCAACGCCAACGACAGUUGCGCUCAGCAGUCAACGUCCCUUACCGAGCACUAUUUCGAUAACCACUCGCUCCAACAGAUGCAAGGAUCCCGGCUGAUUCGCUUGCGCAACAUGCUCGAUCUCACCUCUGUCACCGCCACCGAUCCCAGCGCCGAUUACCUUUCUCAAUCGCAGCUCGCCGAGCAGAACACCCUGACGCUCACCACCGGCACUACACAUGCCUCGAAUCGCAACACGGCCGCGCUUGAUACGAUUGGUAAUCUCUUACUCUCCUCUUGUCCUGGCAAAAAAGUGCGACUGAACGGACCGGUUCGCGGGCGAGGCGCCAUCUGUCGUGAUCUCGGCCUCGACCUUACGCGCAUCCGUUCCAUCGGAGUUGGAGCCGUUGUAUGCUGCCUCAACGACGAAGAGCUGUCGUACCUGGGAGCUCCCUGGGACGAAUACGAGCGCCAAGCUGACCGAUUAGGUCUCGACAUCUACCGUCUACCCAUGGCGGAAGGAUUCGCGCCAACCAACGUGCAAGAGAUGGAUGCAGCCAUGACAUCCAUCGUCCAAGAUUGCACAUUGAGGGGAAUCAAUGUGCUCGUUCACUGUCGAGGCGGAGUGGGUCGCGCUGGCUUGAUCGCUUGUAGUUGGUUGUUGAAGAUGGGCUUUGUCGGCGACAAGAGUCGCACAGGGUCGCGCGUCGGUGACAGCCUAGUCGGAACGCACGCAUCCAGCAAGCAGAUUGUGGAGCGUACCACGAGUCGUCGUUCGAACGACGCGCUCAUCGACGCCAGCAAGAGUGAUCACCACGACAAGGACGGAGAUGACCUCUACACCACCACCAACGGCAGCAGCAACGCCCACACGGCCAUGGCCGAACACCAAAUCGAAACUCAGAUGGACGAAUCCGAACAAGAGGCCGAGUGCGAUACCAUUCUCGACACGGUGCGCUGCCUCGUCGACACCAUCCGAAGGAGACGCAGCCCCAAAGCGAUCGAGACUGCCGAACAGGUGCGAUUCCUCGUCGAAUACGUCACUUACUUGCAUCGUCAGGAACGUCUCAAAGUUCGCUUUGCCGCUCAAAACGCUUUGUGA